GCGCGCGGCACCGCCCUCCUAGUCACGUGAUCGCUGAUUGGGAACGUUUUCCCUACUGCUCUCCUACCUCCGGCUCCCAGAAUCCUGCGCUAUGGCUGCCGCUGUACCGCGUGUCGCUUCUCUCUCCUCUCUGUUUCCCCUUUUUCUGAGUCUCCUGCUUUUCUCCGCCCCUCAUGGCGGCAGCGGCCUGCACACUAAGGGCGCCCUUCCCCUGGAUACAGUCACUUUCUAUAAGGUCAUUCCCAAAAGCAAGUUCGUCUUGGUGAAGUUCGACACCCAAUACCCCUACGGUGAGAAGCAGGACGAGUUCAAGCGACUGGCUGAAAACUCGGCCUCCAGUGAUGAUCUCUUGGUGGCAGAGGUGGGGAUUUCAGAUUAUGGUGACAAACUGAACAUGGAGCUGAGUGAGAAAUAUAAGCUGGAUAAAGAGAACUACCCAGUCUUUUACCUCUUCCGGGACGGAGACUUUGAGAACCCAGUCCCAUACAGUGGGGCAGUUAAGGUUGGAGCCAUCCAGCGCUGGCUGAAGGGGCAAGGGGUCUACCUGGGUAUGCCAGGUUGCCUGCCUGCCUAUGAUGCCCUGGCGGGGGACUUCCUCAGGGCCUCUAGUGUGGAGGCCCGCCGGGCGCUCUUGAAGCAGGGGCAGGACAACCUCUCAAGUGUGAAAGAGACUGAAAAGAAGUGGGCUGAACAAUACCUGAAGAUCAUGGGGAAGGUCUUAGAUCAAGGUGAGGACUUCCCAGCAACAGAGGUGUCUCGAAUCACCAAGCUGAUUGAGAAGAAUAAGAUGAGCGAUGGGAAGAAGGAAGAGCUCCAGAAGAGCUUAAACAUCCUAACUGCCUUCCAGAAAAAGGGGGUAGAGAAGGAGGAACUGUGAGAAGGCACUCUGGAGUGUCCCAGGGUUUGCUGGGGUAGGGAAGGGAGGGGAGAAUUACCUGCUGGCUGCAAGACUUUUGUGGGGUAUCAGGGGGUAGUGGAAAAACUGCUAUUAAACCAGAAAUCUGAGCCCUGAAUAUGCCUGGACAUCGAUGCUGAUGUGACCAUGCUUAGGACACCUCUAGAGCCAGUGUGGGGACAGCUGGAGCAUUUACUCUGAUGAGAGAAGGAAUCGGUGCUACAAAGAGGCAGGUACUGCCCAGGUCCUUGACAAGUGUAAUUCUGAUCCAAAUAAAGUUUCAGUGUUUUGGCUAA
Chinchilla lanigera (long-tailed chinchilla) is the source of this 1191-nucleotide messenger RNA. It is a transcript of the gene Erp29, whose product is annotated as endoplasmic reticulum protein 29. Bases 92 to 877 code for a protein of 261 amino acids. Gene Ontology annotation, cellular component: endoplasmic reticulum; endoplasmic reticulum lumen. Lineage: Eukaryota; Metazoa; Chordata; Mammalia; Rodentia; Chinchillidae. The transcript is spliced from 3 exons. The record is from RefSeq and is a predicted model, not a curated record. Gene Ontology annotation, biological process: protein secretion.